Blastomyces gilchristii SLH14081 is the source of this 3603-nucleotide messenger RNA. Its product is annotated as mRNA splicing factor. NCBI's taxonomy places the organism in Eukaryota, Fungi, Ascomycota, Eurotiomycetes, Onygenales, Ajellomycetaceae. The transcript is spliced from 2 exons. The record is from RefSeq and is a predicted model, not a curated record. Gene Ontology annotation, cellular component: U4/U6 x U5 tri-snRNP complex; U5 snRNP; U2-type post-spliceosomal complex. Gene Ontology annotation, biological process: RNA splicing; generation of catalytic spliceosome for second transesterification step. The coding region runs from base 196 to 1296 and encodes 366 amino acids.
CAACAACGCAACGCCAAGCCACGGAAUUUGGGCUGAAGCUUGAGCCUCCACCAACAAGAGAACAACACUCGUUCAGGGAGAGAACAUUCCGCUUACUUCUUUGAAGCUACAAUAAUUCUAUCUGAUACAGCUGUUUUAUCUCAUCUCUUCGUUACCCAACCUUUGCCUGCACUCCCACACACCCGCACGCCCACCAUGGAUUUCGCGUCGCUAAUGGCUAAGGAAAUUUCCAAGGCUAAGUCACCGGAAUCGUCCUCAACCACCUCCGGCUCCAGUAAGCAAUACGUGAAACGAGCCGACGCCGAAGCGGCUAGGCUAGCAGCAUACAACGCGGAACAAGAAAAACUGCAGAAGGAACGCGAGCAACGGGCUGAGCGGAAACGUAAGUUGGAGGAGGAAGAGGCGGAAAGGAAUCGGGAGAGGGAGGAGAAGAGAAGACGGUUGGCAGAGGAAUCUAGGCGGAAAAGAGAAGCUGAGGCAGCGGCUAAAGAGCGAGAGCGGCGGAGGAGACUCGGCCUUCCAGAGAUUCCUGAGGGUAGUCCAGGUGAUUCGAAGGAAGGCACUCCGCUGGGCGACGAUGAAGCAGACCUUGGUGAGGAUGAGGUGAUUGACAAGCUGAGGGCUGCCGGCGAACCAGCAAAGCUCUUUGGAGAGAGCCAUAAAGCCCGUGUAAGGCGAUAUCGACGACUUGUGCAGCGAUCCCUCACCCCACAGCAGCACAUUUCCGAAGGCCCGAUUCCAACAACUCUGGUUCUCGUUCCCGAGGCUGAAAUGAAAGUCCCGUCUAAGUUACCCACUGAUGAGGAGGGACGUAAAUUCCUCUUCCGACAACUAGCAUCCUACUUUACGAUGAUCUUAAAAGAAUGGGAAAUCGCCUUGUCAAAGAGAGAUGCCGCUGUAAAACAUAGCUACCAAGGAAAGCAGGCUUACAAUGCCAUGGUGCAGUCCCGGGAGAAUAUGCGACCUUUGUUUAAAAUGUUUGAAAAUGGAGAUUUGGAGACGAGCAUACUUGAGUCAGUAGUGGAAAUUGUACGCAGCGCACAGAACAGACGCUAUGUUGACGCGAAUGAUGGUUAUCUUCGACUUAGUAUUGGGAAAGCAGCCUGGCCUAUCGGAGUUACUAUGGUUGGUAUCCAUGAGAGAUCUGCGCGAGAGAAACUUCAUCAGAGCGAUAAGAGCCAAGCUCAUAUCAUGAGCGACGAAAUCACACGCAAAUUCCUACAAAGUAUCAAGAGAUGCCUGACUUUUGCCCAGGUCCGCUGGCCGCCAGAUGACCAGCUUCAGCUCAUGGGUUAAUUUUUUUGUUGUUUCAUUGUCGAGAGAUGGAUAUCUACUGCCUUUCAUAAGUUUGGCCUCCAAAUUGCCCAGGUAUCUAUCCCUAAUAUAGAUCGAGUUGCACGCGAUACGAGAAAUACAAUCAAACAGUCUAACCAGUAAACAAUAACUUUAGAUGCUCCCACCAAGAUUUCGGUGGAUUCGCAACCGAGGGGGGACGAAUGUGCUUCUCUCGUGGUAUCUCAGCCUGCCUUUCAGAUUUGAGUUCGAUCCUUCUGACGUUGUUGUGCUCCUCCGCACCGUUUAUGAAUGCACUCUCGGCAGUCCAGUCUUUGCUUGUUGCGAUUUUCGAGUAGAAAUUUCCUGGAGCAUGUCCAUUUCGCUCAUUGAAGUCCGACUGCAUGAGCUUUCCAGCGGCGUAAAUGCAACCCCCAUAAGCAAAUCUGAUCAACGAGUCCCCAGUCAAACUGCCAAUUAUGAAGACAUCCUUCGUGACUUCUAAGCCUUCUAGGGCCCGAGCGCGCAUUGUUUGCCUCGAAACCCAUCUGAAAUCGUCUGCCGGCGUUUCAUUGUCGAAUAUUUCAGCUAGCAGGGGUUUGCUUAGAUAGUUCAGGGAGCUCCUUCGGCCAACCACAUAUGCUAGUCCACUUACUUCGCGAGAGAAGGUGGUCCCAUCCUCUCGUCGAAAUGUGACUAGUGCUGUCUCAUUAUCCAACACAACAUCUGUGACAACGGUGUUGGGAAUACCCUCAUAGUUAUCGGUCCAAUUUCUACUUUCCAGAAAAGGAAUCGAAUGUCCACAAGGCCGUUUUGGGCGACUUGUCCCGUUACUCUGCUUUGAUUGAGCGAAGGCCCGUUUCAUGAGGCGAUAAAUAGUGGCAUACUCGGGGUAUUCUUGCUGGUGACAACUUUUCAAAGGUGACGGAUUGGUCUCUGGUUUCCAUUUGAAAACAUGGAUUAUUGUUUGAUCUGGAUGAGAAGAAAUAAUGACGUCCGCUGCUGAAAACCCAGAUCCGAUGAUUAAGAGUGGGGCACGUCGUGGUUGCAUCGCCGUCGUUGGAGGCGGUAAUUUUAACAAGGGCAACAACAAUGGUCGCGGGGGAAUACGCUCCGUGAAAACUCCCGAUGCCAGGAUCAACUUGUUGCAAGUGAUAUUAUGUGACCUGAUAUAGAAACCAUUCUCAGUGCGAACUACUCCACUGAUUUGCUGGCUGCAUCGAAUUGAUUCGGAUAUCCCUACGAAUGUAGCGUAAGCGGCAAGAUACUCCGCUACCGCCUCCCUCGGUGGCCUUGUGAACGGUGGUAAAGGACAGGCGUGGACGCGUUGAUGGUGCUCAGCAAAGCUAUAUCCAGGUAAUGAGAGCAUACCAGCGUAACUUAACGUUUGGAUGUUUGGGGCUGUCCCGUCUGGACACUCUGUCCAUUGUCCUCCAGGAUGAACUGCAGACCCAAAAAUAAUAUGGGAGGCGGCCCUUUCUGGCAUGUACCGCCAUCGGACACUUGUUUCUGUCCCCUCAUCAUCGUCUCCAUUCGGCCGAAUCAGAGCGUCAAGAAGAACGUUAACAGGAAGAGCUUGGGUGGAAUAUGGGAACCUAGAUGCGCCGAAAUGGGUUGUCAAAUGACCAAUGUCUAGGUGGAGGAGCUGCGGGUUGUCCUUUAGCUUUGCAUGGAGUAGGGGAUCCGGAUGGGGUUUCUCCGGGUUGUAGAAUGGAAUAUGGCCGUGGAGGAUAUAGGAAAGUAUCAUGGCAGAUGGUCCAUUUCCUACAUGGAGUCACGGAAGCAAUUUGCAUUGAUUAGCAGAGGUUUCAACACGGGUUGGGUUUGGGGUAUGCGUUCUUCUUUCUGUCUGUGCGAGGAGAGGGAGGGCAACAGGGAAUGUCCAAAGUUCUCACCAACAAUGACGACAUCAACCGACGUAGGAACAUUUGAUUUUUCUGCCAUGGGCGGCGACUGGAUCCUCAGGCAUUCUGAGGAACAGUGAUCGGCGAUACUUUCCAGCGUCUGCCGUGGGACGAGAGCUCACGCCUCCCCACCCUUCGUGACGGGUGCAGGAAGCUGCAUGUAAAAAUGACUAUUCCAUGUAGCAGGUGAACGUCAGUUCCUCAUCCAAAUGCGGUCCCGAACACGAUUAAUCAACAAUGCGAAUGGUCAGUUAGACAGAUGAAGUUUUUUGAAAGAAGUCUGAGGGAAGGGAAUGUUAGAGAUCUUGGGAUAUCUGAUAGCUAUUUUUUUGCUGUUUCUCUUUUUCAUUUUCUGGAAGGUUGUUUGGUUUUGGUUUUCGUUAAACUACUGAGACGCGAGACGCUGCUGACAAAUGGGCGGCAUUGG